Molecule: messenger RNA, 13779 nt
Organism: Dimorphilus gyrociliatus
Lineage: Eukaryota; Metazoa; Annelida; Polychaeta; Dinophilidae
Source: the annotation of a GenBank genome assembly
AGUUGUUCAAAAACUUUACAAAUAGCUGGUGCUAAUGAAUUAGCCAAAAGCUAUUAGAGAUAUUUCAAAGAAAUUGCCUUACACGACAAACUUCAGAGGUUUAUCAGCAGAGGAGAUAUUCUUGGAAGUUGACGUUGUAAUUGUUUAUCAAUUAUCAAUAGAAAAAACGUUUCAAAGAUGCAUUUUGCAUUUAUCUUAUUGAUUGUAAUAAAUUUACAAUCGAUAUUGACGGAAAACAUCUCUCCUGAUAAUAAUAAUCAAGAUUUGGAGUUGUACUCAAAGACCUACUUUAUUGAAGGUGUUGUUAAACCUAAAUCAUUAGCUAUAAAGGAGGGUGCAAAGUUAAUAUUUCAAAGUGAUCAAAGUCGAAUUGUUAUUGAAAAUGAAUUGGAUUAUAUUGAAUAUAUUCCACUAAUCAGAAAUGAAAGUGUUGAUGGAUUUAACGAUAAAACGAAUGUUAAUUAUGUAAAGAUAUGCAGAGAACAAUUACAUUCCAUUGAUACAAUAGGAAAGCUUGCAAGCGAAUAUUUAGGAUACGAUAAGGAUAGAAAAUUCGAAAUAAUAGACGAAAAGGAGAGAGAUAGAUGCUGUAUACUCGAAUGUUUAUCGCAUGGCCUAGAUAUUCGAGAAUGUGUUAUUAAAUAUGAGAAAAUUGAUUAUCCAUUGAAAAUUAAAAGUUCAACUUCGAGGUUACGAUAUGGAAUUGUUAUAAAAAAUUCAAAACAAGUAUUUAUCAACCAUUUUGAAGGAGUAAGAAUUGGAUUGCAUAUAUUUAACUCAAGAAUUGAAUUAGUAAAAUCUAUAAAACUAGAGGAUGUAUCGUUCUCCAAAGCGGCACUGCUUAUUGAAAAUCAAAGACGAAAUGAUGAAUCCUCUUUAUAUUUAAGUAACAUCCAUGUUAAAAAUAACUCCAAUUUUGGUUUGUACAUUGAUUUUCCUGGAAAAGUGCAUUUGAGUAAGUUUUCUGCCAGAAAAAACAAAUUAGCUGGAAUAUUUUUGACAUCAACCGUAACACUUAUUCAACCGAGUGGUGUUAUUACAAAAUUAAACGAUUUAGACUGUUUAACGUGCGAUUCAAAUCUUUGGCAUUCAAUAUUUUUUCAACUUAAUUAUCAAAAGCCAACGAAGAAGAUUCUAAAAGCAAGAAGCGGAGACGUUAUUUAUGUAGAAAUAUAUAAAUCGAAUAAUCCUAUUAAUAUAACAAUUAGAGAUGGAAAAGAUGAAAAUUCACCAAUUAUUCUUCACAAUUGCCAAUGGACUAGCGAUAAGAAUAUUCGUCUUGAAUCAACUGGUCAAUAUUUAACAAUAUUAACCGAACCAAUAAUUAAUUCGAAUAAGGUUAUAAUCUUUCUAAAAUCAGUUAAACCUAAAUCAACAUUUACGGUUAUAAAUCAUGGAGAGACGCACAAAAAUGACUAUGGAUUAAUUAUUUAUAAUUUAAAUUAUCCUAUAUAUAUAAAAAAUUUAGACGUUGAUAAGAAUAAUGAAAAUGGAUUAUCAAUUUAUAAUCCCAUUUUUCAUACUAUAAUAAGGCAUAGUAGAUUUACCGGAAAUGAAAAAGGAUUAAGAUUAGCCUACGAAUGGGGUUCGCAAACUAUUGAAAAUAGUACAUUCUCAUCGAAUAAGAACGAAGCUAUAGAUAUUACAAAAGAAGAUAGUGAACAACUAAAUAGUAAUAUUAAGAUUAGCAAUAAUACGUUGAAUAAUCAUAAAACACAUACAACAAUUCAUAUUGAAACAAAAGGCGUUUCUAGUGUAAAUAUUGAAAAUAAUAAGUUUAUUAAUGGAAGAGCUACAGAUAUCAAAUUGAAAAAUCAUAAUGAUAAGAAAUCGAAAACAGUAAAUUUUAUUGUAAGAAACAAUAGAUUUUCUUGUAAGGAUGCUACUAAGGAUUAUAUUAUCAGUUGUAAUGGAAUAUCAUCAAUAGAGAUAAUGAAAAAUAUCGUUGAGAAUUCGAAGAAAGGAUUUUUAAGAAUUAUGAAUAGAUUAAACGAAAGCAGUGAUAUUUAUAUUAGAGAUAACACAGUGAAACAUUGUUUAAUACCAAAGCAUAUAAUUGAUAUUGGGAGAAAAGCUGAAUUUAAUAAUAGAGAUUUAGUUAGAAUUAAGAGAAAUUCAUUUAUCGGUAACUAUCCAAGAGAAAUUGAUCAUUCGAAUAAGCAAACAGCAAUUAUCGUAAUAAAUGUUUACGAUAUAAGGAUAAAUGAAAAUAUAUUUGAUAAUUAUAAGUUUGAUAGAGAAUUAACUCUACCGAAUUCAUUAGCAAAUAGUGAAAUUAUCAUAAAUAAGAAUGUAGACGCUAGAGAGAACUAUUGGAGAGAUGUAAACGUUUUAAAUUGUGUUGACGGUCAUUUUUCAUCGUAUAAUUAUAGAGGAGUACUACUUUCUCCAAUAUAUUUAGAUAAAAAUCUCACAAUUCUAAAAGACAUUUCAUUGGAGACUAAUGGAAAAGAGAGAUUUGAAGGGGACUUUAAUAGCGACAUUAUUAUUACCAGUGGAGAGUAUAGAAUGACUCGCAAUUGUCGUAUCUUAAAAAGAGCUAAAGUUACCAUACAACCUGGUGUUGUAAUUAGAGCAUCACCGAAUACUGGUAUAGAAGUUUAUGGUCAAUUAGAGAUUCUAGGAACUCCUUCGUCAAGAGUUAUUAUAAAAUUAGACAGUGCACCCGACAACGACACUGUCAAUAUACAUAGAGACAGUAGAGUAGAAAUUAUAAAAUCUAAAGAGUCGAUGUUUGUUUGCUAUACGAAUGACGAAUCUAUUGCACCUUUUAAAGCGCUUUGCAAAGCGGCCGGCUAUGGCGUAUACGAAAAACAUUCAUUCAAAUUUGUAGAUAAUAGCGUAAAUGGUUGGAAAGUUGAAUGUACAAAUGACAAAUACGAUAAUUGUAUUGUAAAGAAAGCCAAAUGUACCGAUGGAUAUUUGACGUUGAGAUGCGGUAAACAGCAAGAAUGGUCUGGUAUAAAUUAUCUUAUUAAUUCAAAAUCAAGUAUUAUACAAGGUUUAACCUUAAUUGGUUCUGGCCGAUUAGGGCACGAUCUAUUUUUUGAAUUAUUCCAACAUGAAUUAAAAGAUAUUAGAAUUCUAUCGAAAAGUUCAAAGAAUUUAUUAAUAUUGCAAUCAAAAUUGGAGAAUAUAUUAAAGAUUAACGAUUUAGAAAUAUAUUCAACGAAAGUUAAUGGAAAAACGAUUAUUAAUGCUUUAAAUGUUCAAUUUAAUGGAUUAAAGCUGUUUAAUACAAAGGUUGUUUUGGGUCAUUAUAGGAAAAUUGAUUUUCUUCAUUAUUUCAAUAGAGACGAAGAUAGAAUAAGUAAUAUCGAAAAAUGCCCAAAAGUUCCUUUCUAUAUUAAGCGUGGUGAACAAUUAAUAUUAAGAAUAUUAAUACACAAGGGUUUAUCUUCAAAGUGUAAUUUGGAAAUGUUAACUCAAAAGAAUAAUAGAUUAAUGCUAUAUAUCUUUCCUAUAAGAUAUAAUUCAAGAAAAUCUAUUGGAUGGAUUGAAGAUAAGAAUAAUAAAUAUCCUAUAACCAGUGAACCUUUUAAUUAUUUGGCAUAUAAUAGAGUAAAUGUUAUACUAAAUUCAGGAGAUUAUAUAGCUCAUUAUAUAAUCGUUAAUACCGAAACUUUGUAUAUUACACUACCAAGAAUUGAAAAUAAUUUAAUGAUACAGAAUUCAUCGUUUAAAUCUAAUGGAGAAUAUGUUAAUUAUAUUGAAUUUGAUACGAAUUUCAAUUAUAAUAUCGAUAUAAAAACAACAAAUUUUACGUAUGGAAAAUAUUUAAUUUAUUCAAAUCGUAAAAUCUUCUCGAAUAAUAAUUUAACAUUAAAAUAUUCAAAUAUUAAAUAUUUGCAUCAUAUUUCGCCGAAACCAAUUAAAAAUAUGAUUAUAAAAGAUUGCCAUUUUAAAGGAACUCAUCAUCCUUUUCAUAUUCAUUCAAAAGAGAUAAUUAACUAUCCAAUUACAAUUGAAUUUUUAGAUAAUUAUAUAACUGUUGAAAUGGAAAAUCCAUUCAAGUAUGGACAAUUGAAAUUUCGAAAUUCAAAUAAGAAUAAUUGCCUUAUUAGAAUUAUUAAUAAUAGAUUUAAUGAUAAAAGAAUAUACCAGAGGAAACCAUUGAAAAAUUACCUUAAUUUAAAUGUUGAUUGUCAAAUAAGAAUUGAAGAAAAUAGAUUUAUAAACUUUCAUUAUUAUCAUUCUAUUUUACAUAUAAAAACAUUAAAUAAUCAUAUAAAUUUAAUGGAUAAAAUGAAUAGAAGAAAGGAUGUUAUCAUUAAGAAGAAUUCAUUUGAAAAUAUUAAUAAUAUUUCGAAUUGUAUUGAAUUUCAUUUGGUUAGAAGUUCACUUGAGAUGAUUGAAAAUAAUUUUACAUCUUGUUUAACAAGUCAAAGUAUUCUAAAUUUGAAUAUAUUCGACGAUAAUAGAAAAUAUUAUAAUCUAAAAGGAAACGCUAUCGUUCAAUGUUCAACGAAACAUCUAAUUAAUAUAGCCGGUAAUAUUAUUCCAAUUAUUGAAUUGAAUAACUUUAAUAGCGUUUGUAAAUUCUAUUUACAUUUAAAAACUAUAUGCCCAAUUAGAAAAGAGAAAAGUUGCAUCUAUAAUAUUCCGUAUAAUUAUUGGGGUUCUCGUAAGAAUUUAUACGAGAGAUUUUACGAUGGAAAUUACGAUUCUUUCUUACCCAGACUAGAUCCGUCACCAAUCUAUUUAACAGAAAAUUUUACCCUUAAAACCCAAAUUGAAAAUUUAAAUGAAAAAUAUAGAAUACACCUUAGCGGAUAUAUACAAGGAGAUUAUCUCUUAAAAAAUUCAAUAGUACUUACGGGAAAUGUUAUUAUUGAAGAUAAUCUGGAAAUCUCUAGACAACAAGAUAUUGAGAUUAUAUUUAAAAAAUGCCAUAAUCUAUUGAUAAUACGCGGUAGACUUACAUUUGGAAAAGUUACUGAUUUAGAAAAGAAGUCUACUUUAAAAUUUACAUGUUUAGAUAGAAAAGAUAAUUUACCAAAUGUUUAUUAUUAUCAAAGUCAAUUUCCGGUUGUUUUUGAUAAUUUAAUAAUAAAAAAUGUAAAUUUUAUAUUUAUGGGUACACCUCCUCCGAAAAUUGAAAAUUGUAUAUUCGAAAGGGCACAUAUCAAAUUGAUAAGGACUUUUGGAGAAAAUGAUAAUUUCACUGUAAAGAAUGCUAAAUUUACAUCGUCGAAUAAUGGAAAAAAUGAUUAUAUUUCAUUAGUACAGAAUCGUCAUGAUACUAUUAUAGAGAAUAGUCAUUUUAAAGAUGGAUAUUCAGCUGUUCGUUGGAGUAGCGAUAAUAAAGAUUCAACUUAUAGUAAAUUGAAUUGGCCUACUUUGUUUCUUUGUAUAUAUGGAUCUAUUUAUGAAUUUUCGGAGAAUGAUUACGGUUUAUCGCUCGACGUUGAACAUUUAGAAAGAUAUAACGCUGUUGGAUGUUCAACUGAAUUUAUUUCGCCUAUAAAUCAUAUUAUAAAGAUUAUAAUUGAAACUGAAUUAGACGAUAGAUUAUCGCUUGUUAAGAUAUACGAUGAAUUGGGUAACGUAUUAGUAAAUGGUAAAUUAAGACAAGCUAAAACUAUUAUAUACUCUGAAACUAGAAAGAUUAAAAUUGAACUUAAUUCAAAGACAAACUAUCAUUCUGACUUUAAACUAUUCAUUCAACCUGUUAAAGAAUCUUCCUACCUAUGUACAUUCGAAGGAUCGAAUUGCGAAUGGAAAAUUCCAAAUAUACUACCAAAAUCAUAUUCAUAUUUUAAUCGAAUUCAAUCCGCAAACGUAAAUUUUAUAGAUGGAUUUAAAUACGAUGCAACCUAUCCAUCUUCGACCAAUGGUCAUUAUUUUGCAAUGAAUAUUAAAAGUGAAGGGGAUAUUUUGGCAAUUCCGGAAAUUUAUGGGAAAAUCUUUGAUUCAAUGCAUAAUCUAUGCUAUUUUAAAAUGUACGCUUACAGUUCACAUCCGAAUCAAGUAUUACUCAUAUCCGUUGAUAUAUUCGACGCUUAUGGACCUAAUCUGCACCUAAAGACAAUAGAUUUAACAAACGACUGGAAAUUAUAUAGAAUACGCUUGAAAAUUGUUAAAAAUAGAAAAUUUCGUUUAAUUAUCAAAACUUCCAGUGAAUUAGAAUCAAAUAUUGUUAUCGGAAUUGAUAAUACGGAUUACGAAGAGUGUAGGAAUGAAAAUAAGCAAGUUCAAAUAACUGAUACUACAUUUAGUAGUAUUAGUGAAGAGUCUAUUCAAAUUAUUAAUAAAGAAUACGGUAAUAGUAUUAAGAUAAUACUGGAAAAAUUGAACUUUAAUAUUGGAUUUAAUUCAAUUGAUAUCAAUGUCUAUAACGCUUUAAUACUUAUUAGAAAUUCAAAUUUAACUUCUUUAGAUUAUCUUAAUCUACAAUUUAAUUCGGAUAAGAGAUCAAAAGUUAUCUAUACUCAAAAUGAAGUAAUUAGCGAUAUAUCCAAACAUUUUAUAUUCAAAUUAGAAAAUAACGGAAAUGGUCAAGUAACGAGUCUAAUUGAAAAGAGUAUAUUCGAUAUAGUAUUGAGAUCAACUACAUUAAUAUCAAUUAGAAAUACUUAUCUUUCCCUUGACAAUAACCUAUUUGAAAUUGUCGUUAACGGGCCAUACGAGAAAACUAUUAUUAAUCAUCAGUCGCCAAAUUAUGGAUUGAAAAUAACGAAUUGUAUCUUUCUUACGCAGAGUAAAAUUAAAAUCAUUUCUUCCAGAUCACGAAAGAUUCUCUUCAAUAAUAAUAUUGUCGAAUACGGAACAAUUGAUAUUAAAUUAAGAAUGGACGAACAUCUCUCUCUGCAACGUAAUUGGUGGGGAACGAGAAAGAUGAAUAUUAUCACUAAACGAAUUAUUCAUAAGGAAAGUGAUAAAAAUUUAAGAUUUGCUCUCAAACCAAUAUUUGAAUUUGAACCUAACAGUAUGUAUCUAUCUGUUGGAUGUCCUAUAAAAUGGUUUGAAUAUAGAGGCUAUUGUUUCUAUUACCAUCUUUCGCCGGCAAGUUACGAAGUUGCCUAUGAAUUUUGCGAUCGUCAAUACUCAACUCUUCUAACAAGAAAGGAUUUGAUUGAAAAUCAACAACUAUCUUCUUGGAUCAAAUAUAAACACUUUAAUGGUUUCCAUAUCAAUGAUAUAUGGACGUUAAACGGACGAUAUAAAUAUAAACAAACGGCCUCUUGGAUUUGUAAAAGGAAAAACUCUGGAAUAUGCCCCUUCAAUUGCUUUAAAAGAGGUACUUGUUCGAGAGGUGUUUGCCAUUGUCAUAGUGGAUGGGAGGGAACAUAUUGUACAAAGUUUACUUGUAAACAAAUUGAAAAUUGUUCGAAUCACGGAAGUUGUACGGGACCGAACGAAUGUAAAUGUAAUCCAGGUUGGCACGGUCCAACUUGUGGACAAUCGAAAUGCUCUAGAUAUUCAACAUGUUAUGAUUGUACAAGAAAUUCAGGUUGCGGUUGGUGCGAUUCAAUAGCGAAAUGUAUGCCAGGAAAUCCGAAAGAAUCGUUUUUCGACUGCAAAAAUCAUAGUUGGUUCUAUAGGAGUUGUUUAACACUCUCAACAGGAGGUUGCUCAAAAUUUAUACAAAAAAUAAAUUGCGAAGAUUAUUGUAGAUGGUCGGAAAGUUCAUUGUGCAAACAAUGCAGAGAAUUUGAAACAUGUUUCAACUUGGAUUCAUUAGAUUGUUCACCAUUAAACGAAUCACUCUGUCCUGGAGGUAUUCCAAAAUUUGACUUUUACGGACCAUUUAACAAAUUAAACUCAAUAAAAUUGAAUGAAAAUUUAAUAUCUAUCGACGAUGAUAAAUUAUACAGAUGUAAUUUAAAUGCUAAACAACAUUUUAAUGGAAACAAUUACGAAAUACUAAUUAUACCUAGAAUAGUUGAAUACGAAAGAGGUUCUGUAAUAUAUAGUUCAAAAAUAUCUGGUAUAAUGCAUAAAGUAAUUGAUUAUGAAUUAAAAUUGAAUAAUUAUACAUUGGUAUAUGGAGAAUAUAUAUUACCUUACGAUCUAUUAAAUUCUGGACAUUAUAAAUUUGAUGGUAACGUUAUUAAUAAAUUUAAUAAUAUCUAUUAUUCUGGUAAAUUAAUAACAAACGAUGAUAUUGAUAAAUUGAAAAUGAACUUAAAGGAGUAUAUGUACACAAAUAUAGAUCAAUAUAAAUCGUAUAAGAUAAUCGGAAAGGAUUAUUUAUAUAAGGGAGAAAGAAUUGUUUAUUCUUAUUAUUUAAUAACGAAAUAUAAUAAAGCAAAGAUAAACGAUAUUCUCAUUUCGAAAACGUCAAAAGGAUUUUUGGAAGAGAUUGAAAAUAAAAGAAAAUAUAAGAAUAUCGAUUUAAUUAUUGAAACAAAAUUUCUUAAUGGAAUUAAUGGAGUUUAUAUAAAAAAAUUUAAUAAUAUCUCUGAAUUAGAAUCGAAGCUUACUUGCGAUAUGAAUAAUAAUAAAUAUGGAUUAUAUUAUUUAAAUUAUACUGAUAAUUUAAAUGAAUAUGAUUUAGUAGUUAAUAAGAAAGAAUCGCCACUAUUAUCUAUUGUUAAACAAUCAAAAUCUAUUGGUAAUAAUUGGUAUUUAAUAGAAUUAAUUGAUUUGUUUACAAUACCUAUAAAUUUUAAUAAUCAACAAUUUAAUUGGAAUGAUUAUAAGAUUAUUACAGAUGAGAAUGCAAUAACUGAUCCUUCAACGUUUGCGAAGAGAUUAAAUAAUACGUUUAUAUUGGACGAUUGUAUAAUAAAUUUAAAUGGAAAAUUAACGGAAUUUUUUAAUUUUGGUACUGAAAUUAGAGUACUACCGUAUGAAUCAUUAAUUGAUCAAGUAAAGUUAAAUGUUCAAUUAAAUUUUAGCUUUAAACUCAAUUUAAUAGCUAUUCCCAAUAAUCGAAUGGAAACGACAGUUAAAAUUGAUAGAGAACGAUUCGGUUAUCAAAUGAGAAAGUAUUUUACAAUAAAUUUCUUAAAUGUUGAUAUAUUAGGAGUUAUCGAUUUGGUUAAUGUCGAUUUGGACUUGCUAGAGGGACUAAUCGUUGGAAAAGUCAUGGGAAAUGCAUCAAUUUCAAUAAUAAAUGAGUGCUUUCUGACUUUUGCCUAUCGUAGAGGAAACGGUCUAAAUAUUAUUGAUAAUGAAUCAAGCUUUAAAUUAAUGUUCGCUAAUCAUUCUGGCGAGUGGAAUGAUACGAUGGAUCUUACAGCCAGUUUAAAAAUUAAUUUUAACAUUAAAUGGCCUUAUUUAAAUUCUAAUCAAGAUACGCUGAGGGGUAGAAACUCAAUUUAUAAAUGGCAACAAGAUGCACCAUUAAAUUCAAUAGAGAACUGGUUAAAACGCAUAGAAGAAUCUUCACUAUCAAAUGAUAAUUCUAAUAGAAAAUCUUUAAUAUCUAUCGAAAGAAUCCAAGAAAUUAAUUACAAAUGUUACGUUAGUAGGAUUCGAAAGACUUUUGUUAAAAAGUUUACAAUUUCAACGGGUUUAAGUGAUAUUAUUGGAAAAUUUGAAUUUUUCAACGAAUCCGAUCAUAGAAUUAUUCAAUUGACGAAUUUCGGUAAAACUCUUCAAGAUAAAAACGCAGAUAUUCGAGGAGAUAAAUGGAAAAGUCUAUGCCCUUUUCACUACGAUAAAUCCGACUAUGGAAUGUUUGGGCUAGUUUACGAAAAAUAUAAUAUUUGCCUACACACUUGUACUUGUCCAAACGGAGAAUACGGCCAAACUCUAAUAGAUGGAGAAUGUUCGUGUUGUCCUGAUGGUACACCCAGGCCAUUUGAUAAUUUAAAUUUCGAAUGCCCUUGCAUCUGCCCAAAUGGCAGAAAAUCAACUACUGGACCAAAAGGAUGCCGUUGUAAGUCUUGUAAGGUUUGUCCCGAUGGUAGGAGACCUCCAAUAGGACCUGACGGAAGUUGUUUAUGCGACAACGAAUGCGGAAUUGACGGUCUUUGUACACUAGGACGUACCGGUUUGCAAUGCGAUCAACCGUCCUGUCACUCUCUGAACAAUUGUAACGGUCACGGAGUUUGCUUAAAUACGAAUGAUUGCGGAUCGUAUUGCGCCUGUUUUCCCAAUUGGAUAGGUCCUAGUUGUGCGAUAAGGGAGCAUAAGACUAGCAGGGGGUCGCCUAGCUUAGAAACUCUUGAUGGUAAAUCAUACGAAUUUUUUAGUAUUGGACAGUUUUGGGGAUGUAUUUCGAAUGUUAUUAGCUAUCAAUUACGAUUUUUUGGUUAUAAAACAACAUCAUUUAUUGGAGCUAUAGCAAUAAGAUUGGGAAAGUCUGAUAUAUUAACUGUAAAUGGUAAGCUGAAAGCGAAAAUUACAGAACCUCCAACGAUUAAAUUAAAUGGUAAAGAGAUACUGAGCGAAUAUACGAAUAAAUUUAGUAAAAAUUUCAAAAACACCGGCUUCGUAUUGGAUAUAGAUAUGACAGAAAACGAACAUAUAUUCACAAUAAUAUCAAUAACCCAUUUUAAUGGUUCAGUCUUAUCAGUAAUUGCAGAUUAUAGUCCCAAAAUGAACAGACAAUAUUUAACUGUAAGUCUAUUAGCCGGAGUAGAUAUGAUGAACAAUACGAAAGGAUUAUGCGGAGUAAUGAAUGACAAUACGGCGGAUGAUUUUAUGGGACGCAAUGGUACAAUUUUUACUUCUGUUGUCGACUUCAUAGAAUCUUGGAGAAUUGCAAAAAUGAGCCGAGAGAAUGGAGGAUUAGCCAAUUCAUGGUCGGAAAUUGCAUCUAAUUUCCAUUAUGAAGAUAGAAUUGACCCUUUGUACGUUAAUUCUAACCAUCUGCCCAGAUACAUUUUAGAUAAUAUUGAUGAUAAUCAAUAUAAGAUGGCUGAAAAUCUUUGCGAAACAGCUAAAUUAAUGGGAAAAGAAAAAAUGAGUUGUGUAUAUAAUGUUAUAAUUUCAGGGGAGGUCAAUAUUGCAAAGCAUUUAACCUAUAAAUUAAGGGAUUGUCGCGAAAAUUGCUCCCUUCGAGGAGAAUGCUACAAUGGAAAAUGUAUAUGCAUGAAUGGGUGGUCAAGUGAUGUUUGUAACGAAAGAAAAUGCGUUGGCUGUUCAAACGGCAUCUGUUCUGUUGGCUUUUGUCGUUGUAAUCCAGGUUACGAGGGUCCAACAUGUGAUUAUAAAGCUGAUUGUAUACCAGAAUGCAAAAAUGGAGGGUUAUGCGUCAAAUCCGGCCUUUGUAAAUGUACGGAUGGAUGGACCUCACCUGAUUGCUCGGUAAAGGCUCAUUGUUCAAAAGAGUGUUUGAAUGGUGGUAUUUGCGUCGACAACGAUAUAUGUAAAUGUCCUCCCGGAUACAAUGGGACAAGCUGCGAGAAUUAUAGCUGUGAAUUAAGAAAUUGGUGCUCUGGCCAUGGAAUGUGUAUCGAUUAUGAUAAAUGCCUUUGCUUUACUGGAUGGAAAGGAUUAUCGUGCUCCAAACCCUUAUGUCCUAAAGACUGUUCCGGUCGGGGGAAAUGUCUGACAUCUGGUGAAUGCGAUUGUAACAUUGGAUAUGAAGGUUCCGAUUGUAGUUUCAGAAAGGCGUGUUCCGUAAAGUCUAAUUGCUAUAAAAACGGCAUAUGCAAAAGUGAUGAUGAAUGUCUAUGCGAUUACGGCUAUUCUACCGAUUGCGAGAAAGAAAGUAGUUGUCAACUGUGUCCCAAUGGACUAUGUCAAUCGAACGGAAAUUGUGAAUGUUCAAAGAGAUAUUUCAAAAAGGGUUGCUUCGCUAAAUUCUGCGAAAUCGAUGAAGAUUGUUACAUGUAUGGAGGAGCGUGUGUACAUAAUUGCCAUUGCGCCUCGAAUUGGAUUGGUGAAUAUUGCGAGAUUCCAUCAUGUUCAGGUGUAGGACACUGUUCCGGAAACGGUUUUUGUAUAAGACCCGACGAUUGCGUAUGCAAUUUAGGAUAUGAAGGAGAGACUUGUUCAAUAAAAUCUUUAAAUGACUCUGUUACACUCCUUCCGUCUUCCGAUAAAAGCUUUUCAAGGAUAAUUGAUGAGCACUUUCCCGAAGGAGAAAUUAUAAUGACUGUCGCUAUUGAAACGGACAAUAAAGCCACCGUUAAAAAUAAUUUACGUUACUCAAUGAACUCUCAUUCUCUUCCUUUGGAGAUCGAUGGUGAAAAGGGUAUUCUGCGUUCAACUGGAAAGUUAACACCUGGUAAUUAUCAAUUAAAAGUCGACGUUUACUACGAAAUGGAUAUUUAUAAGUCAACAAGUUUAAAUUUAAAUCUAACUAUACUCGACGUAAACGAAUGUCCAAUUAUUAAGAGACCAGAGAAUGGGGAGAAAAUAUUUAUUGACUCUUUAACAACAAUUAAUACGAUAAUUUAUGAAAUUGAAGCUUAUGACGGAGAUUAUGGCAUUAAUUCGAGAUUAAUCUAUGACCUUGAUAUUAAUGGCAAUAAUGGAAGUGUAAUUGGUUUGGAAAUUAAGAAUUCCUCUGAUACUAUAAUUACAAAUAAAAAUCCGUUAAACGAAGGUCGUUAUGAUGUAAACGUUAUUGUUCACGAUAAUUCAAUCGAUUCUUGCUCAAGUCGGGUCAGCUUUGAAGUUAUUGUUUUCCCGCCAAAUUUAAAGAAAGAAUCGUUUGAAAAGGGAUUUAUUAAAAGGGAAAGACCGAAAGAUAAAGCAAAACCUUACUAUUGGAUUAAUAAAAAGUUGAGAGAGACUACUCCCUAUAUAGAAAAUGAUACAAAGGAAAUCCGCACGAUAACUAAUCUUUUAGAUCCGAAUGGAACGACUUCUCCAUGGGAUAGCAAAAUUUGGGAUAAAGAUUGCAACAAUUACACUAAAGAAUAUCGUCCAUUUUCUAAUAACAACCUAAGAAUGAGACUAAUAGAACCAGAUGAAAGAGGAUAUAUUGCAAAAUUAAUAAGUCAAAAGGCUAAACACGGUAAUGAGACUACGGAUACAGUUUAUAACAAUAUCUAUAGGGAAGAGAAUAUAGAAAAUAGUGCGGAACGCACUCUCAUUAAAGAAUACCGUUUUAGCGAAAUUGAUAAUAUAUUAUUUUUUGGUGAUCGCCCCAAAUCGGAUGACGAUUAUGUAUUUCUGUUACCUCCGUCUAGCGAAAGCGUAUGGUCAAGAUUAGAGUUUAACCCUUAUUGGGGUUAUUUCUCAAAGCGGAAAAUUGAUAGCGUUUCAACUAGAUUGUGGUAUUGGUAUUUCUAUCCUUUUGGACCUAUAUAUAAAACAUGGGAAAGUUGGCAAUCUUGGAAUAUAAUUUGCGACAAGGAAAAUACUAUGACAAGAUAUCGAUAUUGCUUUUAUUAUGAUCUCAAACAUCGUCUAAGAGAAAUAAGAUGCCCCUAUUAUGCAUUUGAAAGGAAAUUUCAAUAUGGACAGUUUUGUUCAAUAAACGGCGGAUGGUCUACGUGGGGACAAUGGGAUACAUGUAAGACAAAAUUCACAAGACGUAGGCGUCUUUGUGAUAAUCCUUUUCCGAGAAGCAACGGCAAAUCGUGUUCAGGCUCAAGGGUCGAGAGGAAACUUUGCAUAUAUGAGGGUGUAGACGGUAAAUGGAGUCAGUGGGAACAAUUGUCUGAUUGUUAUUAUCCUGAUUAUCGCUUUUGCAAAGCAAAACUCGGCUUUAGAAAAAUUGUGAGAUAUUGUUCUGCACCAAAACCCAUUGCUCCUGGCAAAAACUGUAUUGGCCAAGGAGUAAAGAUAGAAGAAUGCGCUCCUAGACAGGAAAAAUGCCUAAGUGUGACCGAUGAGGAGACAGAUGGUACAAUAGAUCCAAGAUUUAACGAUAAAACACCAAAAUUAAAAGACGAUGAGAGUAAAAAUCACCAAGAUUUUUCCAAUUAG